GACUGUGGAAGCGACUUGGAGCUGUCCCUUCCAUGGGACCGCCUGUUGUACUCCUCCGGUGUUAUGGCAACAACUAUUCUACAUGAGAAGAUUCUGUCAAGGCAAGAGACAGAAGCAAAGUGUGACACAGAGAUUUCACAGGAAAAGUUUGAAAAGUAUACACCAGAGGAGUUCAACUCAUGUUUUGAAGAUGGCCGGCCUCACCAUACAACAGAUUCCCUGGAUGUGGUACAGAAAGAACUGAGUGACAGUCCACAGCCUCCAAAUGGUAUACCAAGCAUUAGAACACAGACAGAAACAUGGGUGAGGAAGACUUGGAUUCCACCUGUCAAGCCACAGAUAAAGAUAUCAGACAAUGUAUCCCCACCAAAGAAGAAGACACCCUCUGGACUGUGGGAAACUGAUUGUCCCAUAGACCAGUUCCUUAUGAUUAGGACUGGGAAGACACAGGAGAGUCCUGUUGGUGUCAGGACUACAAUGCCAAAGGCACAAGCCAGGGCGAUGAAAGCCCCACAGACACCUUUAGUACGAGCAGAUAUGGAACCCCGAGAACCCAGGACCCCCGGAACACCUGGGUCUUCUGUCCCCAGCAGACAGAGCAGGAAAAAGGUCAAGAGCAGAGUGGUGGAGGUCAAACUUUCUGCUGAAUAUAAGGAGCUGUGUGAGUUUGUGGAGGACAGCGCCCGGCCCGUGAUGACCUCCAUGUGUGAGUUUGGAAUCAUCCCAGCCUCACACACCUUUGAGUCCCUCACCCCAGACAUCACCCUGUUCCUCCUCAAGCAGCAACAGAAGACAUUAAAAGACACACCUGAGCCAGGCGAAAACCUGCAGCAGUGUUACCGGCUGUCCCUGUGCCUCCAUACCCUGGUGACUGCAGCUGAGCUCUUACUGCACAGUGGACUGGUGACUGCCAUAGUUCACCUUGGAGCAAUGCAAGACAAAUACAAAGAGACCUUGGGAGACAGCCUGGAGUAUGUUCACCAUCACCUGUGCCAAACCCACUGCCUGUUCCAGGAGAAAAAGGUUCUCCACCCCAAACUACUGGAGAUGGCAAGGCAGAUAGCAGACUGGAGGGUCAGGAAGAAGUGUAAGAGCAGUGACCAGGACCCUAAGAUUCUGAUCAUACUAAAAGCAGACCCUUCACAACUGGUCACAAAGGUGUCUGACAUGCUCCAAACUAUUGAAGGAGUCAACUUUGUGUCGACCAUGAGCUCAGCUGAUACAGAUGGACAGGUGUCAUCUGAGGAGGUUGUAAAGAGACUUGACAAGAGUGACUGCCUGGUGGUGUGCAGCAUUAUCAUUGGCAGUGACUUCCCCUGGGCACAGUUCUCCCUGGUUGUGGAGUACCAAUAUGAGGAAACCUCCCCAUGGAUGGACCUGUGCAAGAGACAACACAUCAGGCACCUGGCACUGAAGACACUAGGGCCCUGGGAGGCUGGGAAUACUGCUUUACCAGCUACACUGAGCUGUAAGACCCAGCCAGGUGCAUGUCCCCAGUACACAUUCAUAGGCUCCAGGAGACUCACUGCUAACAGUGAACUACUCCAUCUUCUGGAGGCAAGACAUGAUGUACUGAUAGUGGAAAGAGACUACUCCCAACUGAAGACCUCUGCUGACAGGAGAGAACAGGCCCAUCCAGACAUCAUUGUGGAUGAGAGGACAUGUAUGGUACUGCAGGACCUUACAGGUUUGCUUGGAGACAAGGAAGCUGACCCUCUGAUAAACCAGUUGCUGGGAUUGGCUCCAAAGUUCCAGCUGUGCUGGACAGUCCUGUACACUGGUCAGGGUAAAAACACCACCUACCCCUUCUCUGGAGCAGUCACCAGUAACCUGGCGCGGCUCACCGCUGCCAUCACACACCUCUCACCUAAGGAUCACGGCUUUGAGGUCAAGAUCCUGUAUGCCAGUAGCACCCCAGAUGCAGCCAGACUGGUGAGGGAGGUGGGGGACAGGGCGCUGGCUCACACCACUGUCUGGGCACAGAAAGACUGGGUCAACAGAACAUGGCUCACUGAAGACAUCAGCAUGCAUGAGCAAUUUCUACUUUCCUUCCCCUGCAUCAACUCAUUCAGUGCCCAGGUGAUGCUGACAGCAGCUCCUCUGUACCAGCUGCUCACCUGUCCCAUCCAGGAGCUUUUCACCCUGUGUCCAUGGAUACCUCACAAGGUGCUACAGGCUUUCUACCAAGUGGCACACAGUGAGCCAGACAUCCGCACAGAAACAGACAUGCCUGUUUCCUCUCCACAACCACACAGCAACUGUCUGCCUCUGGGGUCAAAACUCCCAGAAAACACCAUGAGUUCAGGUUUAAGUGACGAUGAAAUGCUGUUGAGGAAACCAAAUUUCCCCACAUCUUUACAAGACCUGGAGAGUAGUGUUGGCAAGGUCUUAAGCAGUGAAACAGGUGGCAAUCUGUCAACACAGAAUUCCAACUUUCAAACAACAGAUCUCCCUUAUCCUGAGAUGAUACAGUCCCACACCAGAGAUGAAAGCUUUGAUAUCCAUGUGAGGAGCCCUAAGAGGUCCAGGAAUCACUUUGUCAUGAAUGUGCAUGAUGAAGGUAAUAAUACAGUGCCCAAAGGACUGUAUGAAAGUAGCUUCAAGGAAUCUAGCACUCAAAAGCAUGCCCAUGAAGUCUUGACAGCUGUUAGCUCUGAUAAUUACACCCUGAAUCUAGCUUCGUUAACAGCAUCCGCACCUUUCAUCUGCCAAAACAUACAGAGGAGCUCAUCACAGUCUGCUGAAAGUCGGUCAUACACGAAUAGAAACCUGAAGAGUGAGGCUCAGUUAGUGUCAUGUAACAGAGACACCUAUCCUGUUAGGCCUGAACUGCAAGAGCUACCUAUCGUAAGCAAGUCCAUCUAUGAACAGACUCCUCUGGAGUUUAUAGCUUCUACAUGCGAUCUUAGCAUGCUGGGCGCUCACAAUAUUAGCAUCAGCAAUGAGAGCAUGGAAAGAGUCACUGGAAAUAUCGAUAACAGGAGUUUGGUAAAUUCUUCAGCUUUUCCAGGCAUACAACCCAAGGCACAUACAAGUGUGUCAAGUGCUUUACCAUGGCACACUGCUUCACUCCCAAGGCCACAGCAGAUGCCCUAUACUAUCACCAGGCAAAGCAAACAACAUGCCUCUGAUGGCCAUGAUGUUCACAACAAUAGCAUAGUGUCUGUGAAACCUUUUGCUGCUGCAGCACCCGUCAAUGACGAACCCACAGAAACUACGUCCCUCAACACCGGUGGUGUGUCCUCUUCAACUGUCACAAGACAUGGAAACCCACACGCAGCUGAUUCUGACUACCUGGCAACUUUUACAAACCUCUACAACAAUGGACAGAAUGUCAGGAACACACUUCCAACAUCACACCAAGCAGGAUAUGGAGGAUGUCCAACUCCUGCAGGUCCACAGCCGUCAUCGAGGCAGUUAUUCUCACAGUAUGGUGCUGAGAUUCAGAACCUGCCGCCAAAGUAUGGUUCUAAUGUAGCUGUUGCUCAGCCCUACCAACAUCGGCACACAGGAAGUGCCUACAGCCAGUACAACAAUAGAGGGCAACAGGCAACAAGGCAUGGCUAUGGGGGCCAAAGAGGAAAUCGGAACGGGAAGACACCGAUGGUAGCCAGGGAUCCCUCCGACCACAGGGUUCCAUCACGCCAUGCUGACAUUGAGGACAGAGCAUUUGAGCUCAAUGAACAGUAUGCAAUGUACCCAGAUGACUUCAGUCAUGUUACCAUGUCUUCAGCCACAAAGAGACGCAAGCUCACAUACGAGAAGGUACCCGGCGCAAGAGGCGGUCAGACACGUCUUAUGUUCUUCUGAGAUGAGUGGAGAGUGGAGAAUUUCCUCAUAGCAAGAAAGAUGACAUUUACCAAAACUUUGCUAUAAUUGAACAUUAGCAGUUAUAGUUAAUGUAGUUAUAAAAAUUGCAAUUGCAUUUGAUAUUUAUUCUAGGCUUUGUUUUUAGCUUGACAUUCAAGUAUUGAAUGUUGUUUAUAAAAAGGUACUGAGAAUUGUUUGAAAAAUUUGAACACUUGGAAUUUCAAAACUGUUCCUGUCAAAAGUAGCAAUGAAUUGCAGUUUCAUGAAUUCCUUGUUGAUAUUGAAAUCGACUUUCCAGCUUGUUGGUAUUGCAAUUAAUGUAGAGUUAUUUUUACACGUAUUGGAUUUGUGUUUUAAGGUGGAUGUUAUGGAUAAAGAUUGUGGACAUUUUUUCUGUUUCAAAAACACUGGAUAGAGUCCAUUACUUUGAAAGCCCUUUAUUCUGCUGUUGACACCAAUAAUAUUCAAGUUCAAAUAAGGGUUACCUUUAUUUCAGUGCAAGGGAGCUAAGUCCAAGAAAUUUUUGUUGCAAACAUGCACAUUCUUUCUUCUUAAUGUUUGACAUUCAUGUAAUGUUACACUAUUCUAAAACAUCAUUACAAUGAAGAAGAACUGCUGGUAACAAUUACAUGACAUACGUUUGAAUGUUCCAUAAUUCGUUGACACAAGAGUGAGCAAAUGUACAUCUAUCUAAAUGCUGCCUUAUAUUUUAUUGCCCUACAUUACUUGACUACAAUAUAUCAUAUA
This is a messenger RNA of Branchiostoma floridae (Florida lancelet), 4557 nucleotides long. RefSeq lists its product as uncharacterized. Lineage: Eukaryota; Metazoa; Chordata; Leptocardii; Amphioxiformes; Branchiostomatidae. Gene Ontology annotation, cellular component: condensed nuclear chromosome. Bases 64 to 3810 code for a protein of 1248 amino acids. The transcript has 21 exons. The record is from RefSeq and is a predicted model, not a curated record. Gene Ontology annotation, molecular function: single-stranded DNA binding; ATP hydrolysis activity. Gene Ontology annotation, biological process: resolution of meiotic recombination intermediates.